Molecule: messenger RNA, 2109 nt
Organism: Vanderwaltozyma polyspora DSM 70294
Lineage: Eukaryota; Fungi; Ascomycota; Saccharomycetes; Saccharomycetales; Saccharomycetaceae
Exons: 1
Coding region: 1-2109 (702 amino acids)
Biological process (GO): signal transduction; regulation of GTPase activity
Cellular component (GO): cytoplasm
Source: RefSeq, a predicted model, not a curated record
AUGACAGGAUUACUCGAAUCUGAUGAAAUUGUAAAAGUAUUACAAUUGGACGUAGCCACGAAUGCAUUGCUAACAAGAUUAAAACAAUCUAUACUAAUCUGUGAAGAGUUUACUAAAUUUACUAGAAAAAAAUUCAUUAUUGAAGAAAAUUAUUUGGAAGAAUUGUCGAAACAGUAUAAACAUUUUUUCAAUAAUGAUUCAACUUCAAUUACUCCUUCUUCUUCAACUUUACAUAAGAAUAUUGUUAAAAUAUUUGCCUUCGACGGCUCUUUAGCUCAGGUUAGAUAUAUAUAUGCCCAAUACCUGAGUAAAAUGUACGAUGAGUUGUCUUCAUUACUAUUAACAAUGACAAGAAUGAGGAAAUCGUUAAAGGAAACAAGCAGACAUUUAGAGAAAAAUGUAGCUGAUGCCAUUCAUUUAGCUGAAAAGAAUAAAAAUAGAUACUAUUCUUUAUGCCAGGAUUGGGAAAAACUAAGAUUGGUUGACCCAACAAAGACCAAAUUAACUUUAAGAGGUUCAAGAACUACACGAGAACAAGAAGAAGAUUUAAUAAGAAAAAUUGACAUUGCAGAUUUGGAUUAUAAACAAAAGGUUGAAAUUGCAACAAAUUUAAGAAAUAAUUUACUAAACAUUGAACGUCCUCGUAUUGUAUCUGAAUUAUCUGAUUUGAUUAUGGAAUUAGAUACUGCGAUGACUAUACAACUACAAAAAUAUUCUAUCUGGACGGAAAAGUUAUUAUUGGAUUCUGGUUCGAUAGUCUCUCCGUUAGAUGACUCUCCAAAUAAAACAGUAUCAAUGAAAUCAUUGGCUGAUUCAAUUACAAAUGAAAAAGAUUUGUACAAUUAUUUGAAGAAAUUUACUGAUAAUUCUCCAAAAUAUAUUAAUAAAAAUCUAAUUCCUGUGACUUAUACAAAGCAUCCUUCCAUGAUUAAAAACAAGUCAAGAUCCUCAUCGAAUGUAUCUUUAAAACACCAACCUUCUUUUGUAGUGGAUCCUUCCAGAAAUUCAAUCCCAAAGAGAAUGAUAUCGACUCAUAACGAAUCACCUUUCGAUGGUUUUAAAUCAUUACCAUCAUCAGUUACAUCUCCUGCCAUUGCAUCAAACUUAUCCUCAAAGAAAAGUAAUAUAACUAAAUCAACAACCUUAGGUGAUAUCUCGGAUACCGUAGAACCUGUAACCUCGUCUUCACAGGUAGUUAAGCCUAUGAUUGAUGUUGUAACUUCUGCAAAUAACAUUGAUUCAAAUCUGAAUGACGAUGAAAAUGAAAAUAGUCAGGAUUUAGACUCUAUUAUAAAGUCGGAUACUAGUUUUAGGUCACUUGAUCCACAUGCCAAUAAAAAUGAAUCAAUUCAGAAUGCUAUUUCAAUGGUUAUUUCUAAUACAGAAAACCAGAUUUCACAAUCGCAGGCCUCAGAUAAUUUAUCGUUACCAGCUCUUUCUCCAUCUCCUUCAAAUAUAGACGCUGUAAUCACAAAUCCUGUUGAAGACAAAACAGACAAAAAAGAUUUGAAAUUAUUUGGUGCUCCUCUAGAGAAUCUAUUUGAAUAUGAACAGGAUAUGGUACCUAGUAUAGUCAGACAAUCGAUUCAUGUCAUUGAUAAAUAUGGUUUAGAGUUAGAGGAAAUAUACCGUCAUCCCGUUGGAUUAGAAUUCCUAGAGUCUUUAAAGAAUCAAGUUGAAAAUAACCCAACAAAUGUCACAAAAUAUAUACCACCUCCAAAUCAUGAUGAGAGUGACAUUUAUUUAGUAGCAUCACUAUUAAAAUUGUUCUUCAGUUCAUUACCAGACACUCUGAUUCCAGCUUCAAUUUCAAAUGAAUUAAAUACAUGUUUAUCGAUUGAAGAUAUGACUACAAGGAAGAACUAUAUGCAUGGUUUAAUAUAUAAAUUUCCAGAUGCCCAAUAUUGGACUUUAAGAUCUCUCUUAUUUCAUCUGAAAAGGGUGAUAGAUAAUGAAGAAAAGAAUAAAAUGAAUAGAAGGGCAGUUUCAAUUAUCUGGGGUCCAAUUAUAUUGCCAAGUAAUGAAACAGACUUUAAUGAUGUUGAUUACCAUAUUCAGCUUUUGGGUGUAUUAUUUGAUGUUCUAGAACAAGCAUUUGAACCUGAAUGA